Molecule: messenger RNA, 876 nt
Organism: Acanthosepion pharaonis
Lineage: Eukaryota; Metazoa; Mollusca; Cephalopoda; Sepiida; Sepiidae
Source: the annotation of a GenBank genome assembly
AUGCAGGAUCUGUUACAAAAAUAUUCUCAAAUUACAACACCAUUCCGGUAUACAGAAACCGUUCGUCACAAUGCUGAGCACCACAUUCAUACUACGGGCCCACCCACGCAUUCAUCUCCACGGCGAUUGGGGCCUGAUAAAUAUAAACUGGCGAAAGCCGAGUUUCAGCACAUGCUGGACCUUGGUAUGAUUAGACCUUCUUCGAGUCCUUACUCAUCUCCUUUUCAUAUGGUUCCAAAACCGGACUCAGGAGCUUGGAGACCUUGUGGCGACUUCCGGAAGCUGAAUGCUACUACAAUUCCGAAUAAAUACCCCAUCCCGCACUUGCACGAUUUCGUAGUGGGUUUGCAGGGCGCCACAGUCUUCACCAGACUUGAUCUGGUGAAAGCAUUCCACCAGAUACCAGUGGCCAAGGAAGACAUCCAUAAAACAGCAAUAACUACUCCUUUUGGCUUAUACGAAUUUGUGAGAAUGCCAUUUUGUUUAAGGAACGCCGCACAAUCUUUCCAACGGCUUAUAGACGAAGUGCUGAGAGGUUUACCUUUCACCUUUGCCUAUAUUGAUGACGUCCUGAUCGCCAGUAGAAACAAGACCGAACAUCGUCAUCACGUUGAACAAGUUUUCCAGCUUUUGAAUUAUUUACCCAAAUAUGGCACGGUCAUCUCACGAUGGCUUUGCCGGAUGCUGUUCAAGGUGGAUGAAGCGGAAAUGGAUUUACGAACGGAAUUAAGAGAUUUGAAAGCAGAACAGAAUACAAUUAGCAUGUGGAUCGACACAUUCAGCACUUUCUUCGUUGAGCAGCAAACUUUCCGCCCAGCUCUCAGAUGUGUUGUCAGAAUCUUUCUCGGAUGCGCCGUAACUGUGGUGCGGGCAUAG